AAUAUAAAGCAUCAUCUGACUGGCCCUUCACUAUGCUAAUCACUGAAAGGACUAGUACAAGUAAGACCAAUAUAUUAGCAAAUCUUGUUUUUAGAAAUAAGAGUGAGCAUAUAUACAAAGAACAGAAAGAAGAAGCUCAAUAUAUUAGAUAUGAUGAUUUGAUAAUAGCUAAUUGUUAUACUGAUGAUAUAAAAAAUGCAUCAAUAGUCAUUAAUAGCUACCUUCACAAAAGUGAAUUUGUUGUAUUUGAUUUAGAUAGAUCUGAAAAUGAUCCUCUCACAAUUUGGCUAAGAUUUGAUAUUCUAUUAAACUUGCAAAAGGAAAUAGAAGCUAGGCAGAAGUGCAAGAAAAGAAGCGUGCAAGUUAAUUCAUAA
This is a messenger RNA of Cetraspora pellucida, 374 nucleotides long. Lineage: Eukaryota; Fungi; Glomeromycota; Glomeromycetes; Diversisporales; Gigasporaceae. The record is from the annotation of a GenBank genome assembly.